Messenger RNA from Cryphonectria parasitica EP155, 582 nucleotides. RefSeq lists its product as uncharacterized. The annotation marks the transcript as partial. The record is from RefSeq and is a predicted model, not a curated record. The transcript is spliced from 2 exons. NCBI's taxonomy places the organism in Eukaryota, Fungi, Ascomycota, Sordariomycetes, Diaporthales, Cryphonectriaceae.
GGUCAACACGCCGCCGGCCUCCCAGCCGAGACCGUCUCCAAGUUUCAGAUGUCCUUCCUCGCCGUCCAGGAGGUCUACUUCCUCAAUGCAGUGCUCACCAAGUGCGCCCUGCUGUGUCUGUACUACCGCAUCUUUGGCAUCUCCCGGAGGUUCACCAUCGCCAUCUACGUCGUCGGCGUCCUUGUCGUUAGCUACUUCAUCGUAUGCGUCGUCCUCUCCAUCGCCGGGUGCCAGCCGGUGUCAUAUUUCUGGAACAAGGCCCAGGCCGGACGCUGCUUUAACGAAGUCAACUUCUUCCGCGCCAAUGGUAUCACCAACAUGCUGCUGGAUAUCACGGUGCUCAUUCUUCCGCUCCCUAUGGUCUGGAGACUGGAUCUGGAACUGCGGCAGAAGUUGGCCGUGACGGGCAUGUUUCUCCUGGGCUCGUUCGUCUGCGUCACUUCCAUCCUUCGAAUUCUCGCCUUCAGGACUUCCAAACAGUCCGACCCAACCUACACGACCAUCGACACGGCCACGUGGUCUUCUGUCGAGCAGUCGCUAGGCAUCGUGUGUGCAUGCCUGCCCACCCUGCGGCCGCUGUUC